Molecule: messenger RNA, 1266 nt
Organism: Pneumocystis murina B123
Lineage: Eukaryota; Fungi; Ascomycota; Pneumocystomycetes; Pneumocystales; Pneumocystaceae
Exons: 6
Coding region: 1-1266 (421 amino acids)
Biological process (GO): ribosome biogenesis
Cellular component (GO): preribosome, large subunit precursor
Molecular function (GO): protein binding
Source: RefSeq, a predicted model, not a curated record
AUGGAAAAUCAGACUAAGAUUCGCGUAAUUUUUAUUACAAAAGAAAAAGAAAUUGAAGUUGAAAAUACACCUAUUUUUGUACCACUUUCAUUGAACCCUUAUGGAUUAAACGAAGUAAUCAAUCAUCUUUUAGAAAAAGAUCCACCUAUAAAUUUUGCGUUUUUAGUUGAUGGAGAAUUUUUGCAAGAAUCAUUAGGAGAAUAUUUGGCAAGAAAACAACAAACAUGUGAAACAACUUUAUCAAUAGAAUAUAUUCGUUCGAUAUUAGCACCUAAAUAUGUUUCGUCAUUUCUACAUAGUGACUGGGUAUCAUGCGUUAAAUCAGUGGAUUCAAAAAAAAUACUUUCAGGAUGUUAUGAUGGAAUAUCAAGGCUAUGGAAUGAGGAUGGAGAAAUUAUUACAGAAACUUUGAGUCAUGAUGGACCAGUUAAAUCUGUUUGCUGGGUCGAAAAUGAACGAUUUGCUACAUCAAGUAUGGAUCAAACAAUUAAAAUUUGGAGAUUAAAGAAAAAAAAGAAUACAAUUAUAACAUGUCACUGUGUUUUUGAAAUGAAAGGGCAUGCAAUGUCAGUUGAAUCAAUUGCAGUUAAUUUGCAAACGAACCGACUUUUAAGUUCAGGAGCAGAUGGAAACAUUGGGAUUUGGGAUAUUGAGGAAAAUGAUUGGGUAAUAGAUGAGGAAAAAUCGAUUAAAAAAAGAAAAAGAAAUGAAUUAAGUGACAAAAUAAUAACGAAAAAACCUAUUUACAUGAUACAAGGUCAUUCAUCAUCUUGUUCAGAAAUUAUUUUUGAUAGUAAGGAUUGUACAGUGGGAUAUUCUGUUGGCACAGAUCAUUCUAUUAAAACGUGGGAUUUAAUUACAUUUUCUAAUGUAGAUAACAGGGUAACACAGCAUGCCCUAUUUUCAAUAUGUUGUAUACCUUCUAUGUCGUUGUUAGCAUGUGGUUCAUCAUCUCAACAUAUACUUCUUCAUGAUCCAAGAAUUUCUUUAAAAUCUACACCCGUACAAACAUUAAAAGGACAUACAAAUUUUGUAGUAUCAUUAUCGUCAUGCGAUAGAAAUAAUUAUGUUCUUAUAAGUGGUAGUUAUGAUAGUUUGGUUAAAAUAUGGGAUAUACGAGUACCUAACGGGAGUUUAUAUUCAAUUAAACGUCAAAGUGGAAAAAAAAAUACAAAAGUAUUUAGUAUUGAUUGGAGUAAUAUUUUUGGUAUUAUAAGCGGCGGAGAAGAUCGUUGCCUACAAAUUGAUCAAAUAAACGAUUUAUAA